Cyprinus carpio (common carp) is the source of this 1720-nucleotide messenger RNA. RefSeq names its product phosphorylase kinase, gamma 1b (muscle) (gene phkg1b). Gene Ontology annotation, cellular component: phosphorylase kinase complex. Gene Ontology annotation, biological process: glycogen biosynthetic process; protein phosphorylation. Gene Ontology annotation, molecular function: phosphorylase kinase activity; ATP binding; calmodulin binding. The record is from RefSeq and is a predicted model, not a curated record. Lineage: Eukaryota; Metazoa; Chordata; Actinopteri; Cypriniformes; Cyprinidae.
GGUUUAUUAAUAAAGGAGUUAAUUGUAAUUAAUUGUGUUCUAGUUCAGUUUAUUGCAGUCGCGAUUCAGUUAUUAUAAGUAAUAAUAAAAUUUUAAUAAAACCUAGUUUACUGGAGACGAAUCCGCCAUGAUCUAUUUAGUCUUUAUUUAGCUAUUAUUUAGCGAACGAAAUGUUCAGACUGAGAACCGGUUCGACCGAAUUGAUGAUCCGAAUCAUAAGAACGAUUCAUUCACGAAUCUGACAUAUUUAUAGCCAACGCUUCUGGACAGAAAACUGGUGCACUAUUAAGGUUAUAUAGUAAAGAAACUACAGGGAAAUAAUUAACUUCUAAGUUGUUUCGUUCUUGAGGUUGUUGCAACUAAGCGACGCCUGUUAUGGAUGAGCAGAACAGAAGUAUGAACUAUGAGCUUCCAUAAAAACUGAAGGACGAGCCGCUAUAAAGGAAAAGGAAAUUGAAGUGCAUCACUGGAUAUCAAAAUGACAAAAGAGGAAGAAAACCCUGAGUGGGUUGGUGGUCAAGAAUUUUAUGACAAAUAUGAACCAAAGGAGAUAUUAGGACGAGGUGUGAGCAGUGUAGUUCGCCGAUGUGUGGACAAACGGUCUGGCCAGGAAUGUGCAGUAAAGAUCAUAGACAUCACACCAUCAGAUAAAAUGACAUCUCAAGAGAUACAAGAAAUCCAGCAGGCCACUGUGAAAGAGAUCGACAUUCUUCGAAAAGUGUCUGGACAAAAAAACAUAAUUCAACUGAAGGACUGUUUUGAAUCAAAGGCCUUCUUCUUUUUGGUAUUUGAUCUGAUGAAGAGAGGAGAACUCUUUGAUUACCUCACAGAGAAAGUCACCCUAAGUGAGAAAGAGACACGAAAGAUAAUGCGAGCUCUUCUGGAGGUGGUUGAGUAUCUUCACACCCACAAUAUAGUUCAUCGUGACCUGAAACCAGAGAACAUUCUGUUAGAUGAUGAUGUGAAUAUCAAACUCACUGACUUUGGCUUCUCAGUCCAGAUUGAGCCUGGACAAAGACUGAAUGAGGUUUGCGGGACACCAGGUUACUUGGCUCCAGAAAUCAUUGAGUGCUCCAUGGAUCCCAACAGUGCUGGCUAUGGACCUGCUGUUGACCUUUGGAGCGCAGGCGUGAUCUUCUAUACUCUUCUGGCCGGAUCUCCACCAUUCUGGCACAGGAAACAAAUGCUAAUGCUUCGAAUGAUUCUUGCAGGACAAUAUGAAUUCAGCUCUCCAGAGUGGGAUGACCGCUCGGACACUGUCAAAGACUUGAUUUCCAGGUUAUUAGUUGUGGACCCACAAAGUCGUUAUACAGCCACAGAAGCUCUCAAUCACCCAUUCUUCCAGCAGUAUGUGGUCGCAGAAGUUCGUGAUUUCAGCCCUUACAGGAAAUUCAAGGUUAUUUCUAUGACCGUACUUGCCGCCAUGCGUAUCUACUGCAACUAUCGUCGUGCCAAACCUGUCACCAAGGAAGUGAUCCGCAGUGACCCUUAUGCCAUCAAACCUCUACGCAAGAUGAUUGACGCAUGUGCCUUUAGGAUCUACGGCCACUGGGUGAAGAAAGGGCAAACUCAGAACAGAGCAGCUUUAUUUGAGAAUACUCCAAAAGCCAUUCUGCUCUCCAUUGCAGCUGAGGAGAUGGAUGCAUCACCCAGGACUUUGUGAGGGUUCAUCACCUCCAAAUACUAGCAGAUACCACAAUUUACCUCAAGAACAUGUUGC